Molecule: messenger RNA, 1039 nt
Organism: Leguminivora glycinivorella
Lineage: Eukaryota; Metazoa; Arthropoda; Insecta; Lepidoptera; Tortricidae
Product: dual specificity protein phosphatase 23-like
Exons: 4
Coding region: 158-991 (277 amino acids)
Biological process (GO): cilium assembly; dephosphorylation
Molecular function (GO): protein tyrosine/serine/threonine phosphatase activity
Source: RefSeq, a predicted model, not a curated record
GCGGCCCAAGAGUGAUGCCAACUCGUCUGCCGCUGAAAUAGAUGCAAUAACGUCGUGUACUUCAAUUGUUUUAUGGUAUUACUUUACUGUAGGAAGUUUCUUGUUUAUUUCGUUUGUGAAUGAAGUUGUGAACGUAAGUGCCAAUCAACGUAUAAAAAUGAGUUCCCAAAAAAUGCGCACCAACCUCAAGCUCUCCAGGCUCCUAUACAAAUACACAGAAGAGAAAAAAGAGGAAAAACCAAUAGAAGAUAGCCCAAAGCUGGUAGAAGAAGAAUACGAAUCCUAUCCACCUUACAACUUCUCAUGGUUCAUAGAAAAUAAGGUUGCCGCUAUGGGCUGGCCGCAAACUGUGGCCAAUUUAAACUACUUGGCAGACGCCGGGGUUGACCAUUUGAUUACGCUGUCCCCUGAGCGGAGACCACCGAUAUUGGAUUGCAAGAAGAAGCUAAAAUGGACCGAGAUCAGGAUAAAAGAGUUUGGGACGCCGACGUUGAGACAGAUUAUCAAGUUUAUUGAGAUUUGUGAGCGGGCGGAGAUCAGGGGAGAGGUGAUCGGCGUGCACUGCCGGCACGGGCGCGGGCGCACGGGCACAAUGCUGGCGUGCUACCUCGGCUGGCAUGCUACUUCGUGCAUUUCCGCGACAUGGCGCCCGAGCGCCGUGCUCACCGUGCGCGUGCAGCGCCCAGGGUCCUGUGAAACAUACGAACAAGAAAAGAUAGUCUGCCACUACCACGAUUGCGUUCGCGGGACUAUUGCGAAACCAGACUAUCGCCUCGUUGAAGACAAACUUUACUUCGACUGCUCCAUGAAACACAUGUUCGAAGAUACCGAUCAAGAGGAAGACGAACAAACAACUAAAAAGGAUAAAAACGCAAAGAAAGAAACAGUCGUCAAGUUUGAAGAAGACUUCGUUGACAGAAAGGAGCUAAUUAAAAAGUUGUGCGAAAAAAAAACGAACACAAUGAUCAUCAAUCAUAGAAUUUAUUUUUAAUUUAACAGUACAAUAGCAAUUCCCAAAAAGUUUGUACAAAAAUUAAGA